AUGCACCUCACCACCCUCACCGCCGCCCUCAUCCUCUCCGCCACCACCGCCACCCACGCGGCGACCAUCUCCUACCCCCCAGACCCAUCCACCACGCCCACCCCGUCACCGUCCGACUACCAAACCGUCUUCGCCCUCCUCGCCGACGCCCCCUCGACCCCCUCCAUCCACCUCGCCGCCCUCGCCGCCACCAACGGCUCCCUCCACAUCCACCCCUCCCCGCCCCAAAACGCCACCUGCGCCUGGCCUGACGCGGACAACAACUCCCCCGCCUUCGCCACCUUCCUCCACGACGCCGCCACCUCCACCCUGCACCUCUACAACGGCUCCGGCUCCGCUUCUUCUUCUUCUUCCUCCCAGCAGCUGCUCUACACCGACCGCUCCCCCGUCGUGGGCCAGGGCCUGCUGCGGUACACACUGCCUACCGCCGACGACGACGACGGCUACGGCCCUGACGCCGAGGCCUUGCCCUCAGCCGCUGAAUCCGCGCCGUGGCAGCUGCAACUGCGGAACAACAGCGACGACAGCGACCACGACGACGACCACGACGUCGACGGCAGCAAGGCGAGCGGCGGCGCGCUGGGCGAGUACUUGGCGUUUGAUGGCGACGCGGGGUUUUUGGCGUGUCCAGAGGGGGACGGGGACGGGGAUGGGGAGGGGCAGUAUGCGGGUUGGGAGGGCGCGUGGAAGGUUUGGCUCGAUGUCGGGGUGGAGGGAGGGCGCGGCCCGUGGGGGAGCGAGGGGUGCGUCGCGUUUAGGGCGCGGGCGGUGCGGACGGAGAGGGUGGGCGGGAGGGGGCCGGUGGGGUGUGUCUAUCCGUGA
This is a messenger RNA of Diplodia corticola, 822 nucleotides long. RefSeq lists its product as uncharacterized. The coding region runs from base 1 to 822 and encodes 273 amino acids. NCBI's taxonomy places the organism in Eukaryota, Fungi, Ascomycota, Dothideomycetes, Botryosphaeriales, Botryosphaeriaceae. The record is from RefSeq and is a predicted model, not a curated record. The transcript has a single exon.